Messenger RNA from Saccoglossus kowalevskii, 582 nucleotides. Its product is annotated as axonemal dynein light chain domain-containing protein 1-like. The record is from RefSeq and is a predicted model, not a curated record. Lineage: Eukaryota; Metazoa; Hemichordata; Enteropneusta; Harrimaniidae.
UCUCAUUGUAUUUAUUUGUAAAUAGAUGUUGUAGUGGUAUUGUAGCACAAGAAAUGCAACGAAAACAAGAACUUGGCAUGGAUGAUGCAGAGCAUGAAUUCAGAGAUCUCAAGAAAAUAAAGGUGGAGUGUGCAGAAUGGAUUCAUACCGCUACUAUACUAGUACAAGAACUAUUAGGAGGUGGAUCAUUGGAACUCUUUAAACCAUUGGAAACAGAACCACCUGAGAAGAAAUAUGACGAGUCGAUUGCACAAACACCAGAACCACCUAAAUCAACAGAAGUUGUUGAAGAAACUAAAGAAGAAACGCCUGGUGUUGAAUCGCAAGAAGAGAAAGAACAACCAACAGAAAAGAUUGCAGCAGAUGAGAAAGUUAACUGUCUGAAAUGCAAGUAAUCGGUUAUGAUGAAAAUGUGCGCCCAAUAUCGCUAGAUGAAAUAUCUUCAGAGAAAACCAAGCAGACUGUUGAUGUGGAUAAAUUAUUAAAAGCAGAUACCAGUGGUGAUAGGUCAGACACGCCGAAUACUACACGCGCUUAUGAAGCCUUGGCUGCUGUAGAAAUAUUACAAACUAAACUUAUGUA